Messenger RNA from Phycomyces blakesleeanus NRRL 1555(-), 186 nucleotides. RefSeq lists its product as hypothetical. NCBI's taxonomy places the organism in Eukaryota, Fungi, Mucoromycota, Mucoromycetes, Mucorales, Phycomycetaceae. The record is from RefSeq and is a predicted model, not a curated record. The annotation marks the transcript as partial. The transcript has a single exon.
UUUACCAUCAUGGAAUUACGGCCUGAUGCCUCAAUUACAGCAAUUAAGAAACGCUACUAUGAACUAGCUAAGCGUCUCCAUCCAGAUGCACCUGGCGGAGAUCUUGAAAGGUUUAGAGAACUAUCCAAAGCGUACGAGUUCCUUUCAAAUCCUAUCAAACGCGAUACUUUUACCAAAACCGGUCUA